AUGGCGGAGAUUGCAAAAGCCAAGCGCAAAGCGCACAGCGCGAACACGGACAGCGUAAACACUGCUCCGGCACCGACGAAACGACAACGGGUCUCUCGAGCUUGUGACCAGUGCCGUAACGCUCGCGAGAAAUGUGACGGCAUCCAGCCAGUGUGCUUCACCUGCGCCUCAUCGAACCGCGACUGCUCGUAUACGGUAAACCCGAAAAAACGUGGAAUACAGCCAGGCUAUAUCAGGACGCUCGAGCUAGCCUUGGCGUGGGCGUUUAUCAACCUCAGUGGCAGCGAACAGGCACUAGCUGCUGUGCUUAGCGAUAGUGGCAGCGCUGGUCAAGCUGUCUUGGUUGGAAAAGAUACGGACGGAUCAUACAAGCUGCACAGAAAAUGGCGAAAAAGCACCGUCUGCAAAGAGAUCGAGCGGUUGUUGUCAGGCGAUGAGGUCAAGGAACCUGGAGCGCAACAGAGUAGUAGUGGGAAAUUCUCUGCGGAUGAAGAUGAAGAUGGCGCCAACGGCGAACAGGAUGCAACGAUGUUGACUCCGUCCUCGGCAGGAGUUCCGAUCAAAGACCCGAACGAUCUACAGGAUCGCGAGAGGAGAAACACAGUGGGAAGUGCUCAUCCGAGCCGUAGUCAAUACGCUUCGGAACUCGACCAAACUACCACUGGAGCUGAGUCGCGCCAAGGUGCGGGAUUACUCAACACGUCAUCGACCUCUGCAAUCUUUACUAACCAGCAGAAUCCCUUUGCGAAUAAGACCGGGACAUCACAUGGGACGCACGAGGUUUUUGGGAGGUUGCGAUACCCUAGCUCGUCUUACAUUUCCGGAUUUCUUGGUGCUCAAUCAACAGGUCCAUAUACUGGAAUCGCUUCCAUGUCUGAUCCGGUUAGAACGACAGACAUCUCAUCGGGACUCAACGGUAUCGACACCAGAAACGUGCCGUCAGAAGGAACUGCAACUGGUACCAACCGAGCAGCAUUGAAACUGCCUGCCACCCUCUGGCGGCUUUUUGACGUCUACUUUGGAUACACUCAUUGUUGGUUCCCAAUUGCCGAGAAGCACGACGUCAUGAAGACCUCUUACUCGUACCCAGAAGAAGGUCUUGACAUAACAGCUGUUUCCGUCGAUUCCGGGGCUCACGCAGAGUUAUGGAGUAUUCUAGCGCUCGCGUCGUUCCAGGAUGUCUCGUUGAACUCCGGAGAAGCUAUGUCGGACAUGAAUGCCUCAGAUAUCUAUGACAUCGCUCGAAGUUUGAUUCCAACUGAGGAAGGCUCUUUCCAGAUUAGCCACGUCAAAGCACUUUUACUGCUAUCGCUUGUCAACAUGGGAUCAACCAACGAUGACAUUGCUUGGCUUCUUGUAGGUCAGGCUGCUCGUAUCGCUAUACUUCUUGGUCUCGAUAAAAACGAAACCGCUACUGCUGCCUCUCCUGCCGCAAAACACAAGCAUGUUUUCCUUGGUUGCUUCGUCAUCGACAGUUUGAUCUCCGCUCGACUUGGUCGACCACCCCUCAUACGUCGGAAGCAAGCUCACGAUACUGGCUUGCUCCCUGAAGAAGGCUUGGAGGAGUGGCAACCGUGGGUCGGCUGUCAAGGCUUCGGGAUCGGCCAGGACAUGAAGCUGAGAAGUCCCGUGCAUGCCCUUAGCACAUUCAACCGAAUGGUUCGGCUGAUGCUGGCUGUGCAUGAAGCAACUUUCCCUGAACGAGCUGACGUACUUCAAUCUGUCGACCUUGAAUAUGACACGUUCUCCAGUCCAGGCAGAAAAUCGUUUCAAGUCCCAAGUAAUGGCUACGAUAUCUUUUCUAGACAGUCACAGAGCACCGUGUUUCCUGCUGGGAAGCGUGAUGGAGGGAGGCAUCAGGAACACAGCUCGCAAACACAUUCACUAAGCAGCAUUUAUCAAGAGGUUAUCGCAGAAACGAGCGAGGAGCGCGGCUCCAUGAAAGGCGCAACGACCCCACCGGCACUGAUCCUGCAGAUUGCCUUUGAAUGUGCCGCCCAGGCGUUCGAAGUUGCUCACAGCAACAACGAUGGGCAGCUGUCUCACCGACUGAAACGCUACGCCGAAGCCUUUGGCAUUGCAGGAAUGCCUCCGAUUUUCCAUACGCUCCUGAGCUUGGUACGCACCGUAUCGCCCGGCAGUUCGAUGCUGAACGGAGAGCGAGACCACUUGGCGGCAUUCGAUAACGUGAUAUGUGGGAUAUGGGAUAGAAUGCGAGCGGGGAGAGGUAUAGGUGAGAUCGAGGCUAGACAUGGCAAUCCACAUCCUGUCACAGCAGUGGUUUCCAAGGAAUAUACGCCAGCCCCACUAAGCAACAUCCUACCGACUCCGACAUCUCUCAACAUUGGCUCAACGCAGAACUUCAGCCCAAUCCUACCUAGAGAACAGAGCCAUGCAGACAUAAUGGUACCCACAACUCCCUGGCAACCCCUGACCAACCUCAAUUACUUCACUCCUAAGAUAUCUCAAGCAGCUUUGGAUGUACAGAACGACCAGUCUGGCAGAUACGGAGGAGCCCCAUUGGAACGCUUCGCCUCCGCCGGAUCUGUCGACUUGGACGCACUCUUCGACGAGCUGGCCUCACUCGAUGGCGCCGACCGCCAGGACAAUCAGCCGCAGUUCAUGCAAAAUCUGGGAUUCGCGCCAAAUAUAGACCUGAACGACUUUUUGACUUCAGACUACGGGCAGUUCGACCCUUUGCUCAGCGUGUAUGCACAGCAAAGUGCCGUUGGAUCGUCUGCCAUGGAUCAAGAUGUUCCUUUUGAGGAGGGCUGA
Messenger RNA from Coniosporium apollinis CBS 100218, 2775 nucleotides. RefSeq lists its product as uncharacterized. Bases 1 to 2775 code for a protein of 924 amino acids. The transcript has 2 exons. The record is from RefSeq and is a predicted model, not a curated record. Lineage: Eukaryota; Fungi; Ascomycota; Dothideomycetes. Gene Ontology annotation, biological process: DNA-templated transcription; positive regulation of transcription by RNA polymerase II. Gene Ontology annotation, molecular function: DNA binding; zinc ion binding; DNA-binding transcription factor activity, RNA polymerase II-specific.